Dermacentor andersoni is the source of this 2440-nucleotide messenger RNA. Lineage: Eukaryota; Metazoa; Arthropoda; Arachnida; Ixodida; Ixodidae. The record is from RefSeq and is a predicted model, not a curated record.
UUCCAAUAUGUAGAGAACAACCAGCGAACGAAUGUCACUUCUAUCUCUGAAAGGAAGGGGGAUAACUGGGAAAUACUAACUUUAUCCUUCAAGCAAAGACUUGUAUUUGAGCGUGCGUCUCUGCCAACAAAUUCGAAAGUUCCAUACAGUGGUAAUGUUAUUGUGCACAGGUUAAAAAUGUGACGUUUGAUGUCACUCGUUUAGAGCGGGCAUACUCUACAACCCACACAUAUUUUGAGCUUCUGCGAAAUUUGCGCGUGAGGCACAUCCAAUGAGGUUUUCUUGCACGUGCAUUUCUAGCGUCAUCAGAACAGCCAUCAAGUUCGCUAUCAGUUUGCAAACCUCAAACGAAAAAACAAAAACAAAAGCGGCCUGUUCACACAAUAAGAGGUUAUCGCUAGACAUGCGAAGCAAUUUGGUCUAGUGGUAAUCGUUUCUUUGCAUCAAAAGAAGUUAAACGAGCAAGUCAUGCAAAGCGAAUGAUGUUGCAAGCUUUCUCCAAAUAGUACCAACUUCUACUAAAUCUUUAGCAUGCUGUUCGUAACGGCAGUACUUCUGCACACCAAAAGGAAUAUGACGACUUAAAAGGCAAGGGCAAAAUAUAUCCACCUCUUUGAUAGCCGGCGAAGUAGGGAGCUCGUGCGGAGCGAAUAAACCAAAAUACAACCUGAUAACGGAAGCAAGCGGAACUUCUAGGCUGCGUAGUGGCCGAAAACACAUGGAAAUAAGGUGUAAAUGGGCACAUGAGAAGACACCUAUAAUACAUGAGAUGCGGAUUGCUUCCUUGCUUGCUUGCUCAAAACAUCAAAUUGCUCAAACUGGGUUAGCCAAUACAGGCAAAGCUAGCAGGAGGGAGAGGAAGUAAGAAGUUUCAAAGAGCGAAGGUAAAAGAAACGAUGUUGCAAGGGUAGACCGGCAAGUAGUGCACGCAAUCCUUCCCCUUAUAAGCCGCACGGAAUAUUAUACUAAGGCAAGAUUGAAGCACAAAAAAAAAACUGGGUGAGGAGAACGCGCAAUCACUUGCAAUGCUCAUGUCUAUCGUAAAUCUUUUGCUCGGAGGUUUUCCAUCGAACCAUAAUCAACCGGCCAUCUCAUUGUUCUGGGGUGGUAUGCAAAGACUUUCUUGAAACGCGUCAGAGGCGCUCUCUUCACACUACCGGCACAGGCAUUUCUGUAUGCGAGCAAUUUCCUGACAAGACGGGACGGCUCGCGAAGCGCUGCGCAACGAUGUCACCCGCUUUGCAUGUAUGCAGUGAACAGGGCGGGAGCUUUUAGAACAGGCUAUUUGGUAUCACCGAACAAUGCUGUCGUCCAUGUUGCCGUUAUUCUAACGUAUCGGUUUCAAGGAUAUUAUGUAUUCCGACCCUCUAUGAUAUUUGGCCAAUCGUAUCCGAAGAACUGCAGCUGCGACAAGGAGAUGAAGAAAUUUGGGGAAAGCUGCACCGAACAAUGGAUUCCAGGAAGCCGAAAAAAGUGUUCGAUAUAAAUAUAGCGGGUAAAGGGCAGACGGUCGCUCACUUGUUCCGUAUUGUUUAAACGGGGGAUAUAAGUCCGCGACAGCUUGGCGCGCGCUACCUGGAACACCCACAGUUGACGAUAUGGAGAAAAUGAGCCGCAUUAUCUUACUGGGGUUUUGUGUGUUCAUCUUGCCUACAAAUGGACUACGGUCGGGAACACAACUGGGACGCUCGACAAGCGCUGCUUCGAGAUCAAGAAGCUCGGAACUACGUUGGCUGCCAGGCAAGACAGGAAGACGUUGCCCACUUGGUCAAGUCUACAAGAAAUGCGCGAGCAGCGUUUGUGGCGAGUACAGGUGCCAGGACCUUUAUAAAUUUCAUCAGAGAGUAUGCACCACUGACUGCCAGUCAAGGUGCUUCUGCGUUUGGCCUUUCUUCAGAAACAACGACGGACGUUGCGUGCCUGUUUGGCAGUGCUACACUUACAGACGUUCCUCUUGGUCUGGGAAUCGCCAGUCCAGCGCCUCGGGACAAGCGGCGAGAGGGCAGUCUGGCAACUUUGGUUCAGCAAGUGCGCCUGAUCACGUGUCUGCAUCGUCUGUACCCCGGUCUGGCAACUGGGGUCUAGCUUCUGGAGCGCAAUAUGGUAGCGCGAACAUCGUGAAUGGCCAACAGCUCGGUGGGUACGGUCAAGUGACUGGUCAGCCUACUGCUAGCUGGGUCGUGGGACCUGCCUGGCAACCUGGCUGGGGCAGCAUGACCGGCUUACAGGCUGGAAGCGGGAGCUACGGGAAUGGUGCCUUGGGUGUGGUGAUACCCCAGUACCAGGGCAGCUGGGUCUUGGACAAUGGCAACUUGUACCGAAUCUAGCACCGAUGACUCGCUAUUAUAUUUUUUUCACUGACGAGGACCCCUGUGGUUAUGCGCCCUGCAUCGAACAGUUGUGAUUGUCUCAGAAAUAAAUCGUGUUAUGGCUGGAAGAA